Messenger RNA from Helobdella robusta, 762 nucleotides. RefSeq lists its product as hypothetical. The record is from RefSeq and is a predicted model, not a curated record. Lineage: Eukaryota; Metazoa; Annelida; Clitellata; Rhynchobdellida; Glossiphoniidae. Gene Ontology annotation, biological process: rRNA processing. The transcript is spliced from 8 exons. The coding region runs from base 1 to 762 and encodes 253 amino acids. Gene Ontology annotation, cellular component: nucleolus; small-subunit processome.
AUGGCUACUGCAUUCCGAAAUGCGGCUAAAAGUUAUCAAAAAGUUCAUCGCGAAAGAUCUCAACUAAAAUCUAGAGAGCACUUGGGAUUCUUAGAGAAGAAAAAAGAUUAUAAAAGGCGAACAGAAGAACACCACAAAAAAUUGAACACAUUGAAAUUUCUGAAGAGAAAAGCCUUAGACAAGAAUCCAGAUGAAUUUUAUUUCAACAUGGUUCGCUCUAAGCUGGUGGAUGGCGAACACAAAGCAGAUGACAAAAUAGUUUCAUAUACAGAUGAUCAAUUGAAACUUAUGGAAAGCCAAGACAUCAAAUAUGUACAACAUAAAAGAAGCAUUGAGAAGAAGAAAAUUGAAAGACUGAAAGCUUCUUUACAGCUGUUCGACAUUCCUUAUUUACCGAAGAACGAGCAUGUCAUAUUUUUAGAUAGUAAACGAGAAGUGGAGACAUUUGACCCAGCCAAAUAUUUCAACACUCUACCUGAGCUGGUGAACAGAUCUUACAACAGACCAACACUUGAAACGUUGAAAAAUUCAUCGCAGUUUCAAAUUGACGAUAGGAUAUUGGCUGAGGCAACCGUAGAGAAAGAGAAAAAGUAUGGUGAGUUGGUGAAGAGGAUAGAGAGGGAGAAGCAACUGGCCAUAGUUGAAAGCAAACUGAGCAUGAAAAAACUCCUAAUUGAUAAAAGUGUUCCAAAGAAGAAGGUAGCAGAAGAAACAGUCGAUUCUGCAGCUGUUUAUAGAUGGGUCUUUAAAAGGAAAAGAUGA